This is a messenger RNA of Saccostrea cuccullata (small rock oyster), 926 nucleotides long. Its product is annotated as neurotrypsin-like. The coding region runs from base 349 to 915 and encodes 188 amino acids. The record is from RefSeq and is a predicted model, not a curated record. NCBI's taxonomy places the organism in Eukaryota, Metazoa, Mollusca, Bivalvia, Ostreida, Ostreidae. The transcript is spliced from 5 exons. Gene Ontology annotation, cellular component: membrane.
CCUAAAUGGACUCAUGGAGAUUUUUGUGAGAAGAGGUGUGAAUGCAACAAGACUACCAGUGCAUCUUGUGACGAGGACACUGGGAAAUGUUCUUGUAAUCCGGGGUACUUCGGCGACUUAUGUAAUUGUAUCACUGGUGUCCACACAUGCAAUUCAAAAAUAUCAAUCUGCCACACGAACAGCUCGGGUAAUGCCAUCUGUCUUUGCAAGCCUGGAUUUUCAGAGGACGAGUACAAAAAUGAAAAAUGUCUAAAGGAACAGGUAAGGUUGGUCAACCGAACUUCCUCCAAUGAAGGCGUGGUUGAAAUAUAUCGAUCUGGAUCUUGGGGAGGAGUUUGUAAAAACAGAAUGACUAAAAAAGAUGUCCAAGUUGUGUGUCGAGAGUUUGGUUUGCCUUGGAAUGGUGCUCAGUUACUUAGAAAUAUAGACACUGUACCAAGUUCCUACUUCAAAUGGUCUAAUAUCAAUUGCAAUGGAACAGAACAAAGUCUUCUAGAUUGUGACAGAGAUUAUGACAGCAGCACAUACUGUUAUAACCGUCGUCCAGCAACAAUAGCAUGUCCCAGUACACCAUGGAUACGGCUGGUAUCGAGACAAACAACUAAUUCAGAGACAAGUGGAAUUCUACAAGUGUAUCACAACAAAGAAUGGGGUUAUGUUUGUGAAAGUGGAUUUGGUGAGGAUGAUGCUAAAGUUGCCUGUCGUGAACUAGGAUUGCCAACGAAAUACGUGCAAGAAAAAUCUGGAAGUACAUCUUAUGGUUCUUAUGGUUCCAAAACGCACCUGAAAUAUGUCAAUUGUAAUGGUGAUGAGGAAACACUGUCCGAUUGCUCUGCUGACAAUGGGAGCUAUUGUUAUGGGUAUACCAGGGUUAAAAUCUUGUGUGAUAGUGGUAAGACACCAUUUAACAAUUAGUUCAUAAAUAA